CCAGCUGGCGUCCACCCACUCGCAGCCCCACACUGGCCCCCAGCCCAAGCCAGGGUGGCCAUAGGCAUGUGCCGCCAGAAGCCCCACAGUCCUUGCUCUCCCAGCCUGACUGCGGGCCCCCCGCCCCCAAUCCUGGGCAGCCCUACCCCGACAGCUGCAGGGCCAGCAGGUCUGAGCACUGUCCUGGGCGCCCUGGAGUCUCACUAAGGGUCCUAUACUUCACUCACCCUGCACCCACCCAGUGCUCAGGCAAGAGAGGGUGGGACUUGGCCCUGCCUAUCUGUCUUUCUGCAUGGGGACAGGACAGGCCCCGUGAGGGACUGCCCAGUGAGGGGAGGCAGCUAGAGGGAGGUGAUGGGUCAGCUUCCACUCGGGCCUUGCCCAGAAGCACCCCGGAGGCUGUCUGCCCCACUGGGCCUGCCCACCUCUGGUCUGGGAAGGCAUGGGCCAGGGCGGCUGGAGUUUCACUUCUGUUUUGGGGGGCUAAGUCACAUGAGGUCUUCUCGCUGUCCCCACCCUUCCUCUCCCCCAGUGUCUCAGCAAGUAUUUUUUUGUUCGCCCAACUUGGACUUUGGAAAGAACAUGGAACCUCAUCUGGAGAGAAACGGGAAGGAGCAGGGCCCUGUGUGUCCCCUCGGCCCCCACCCCCAGUUUGGGCGAGGGCAGGGUGGGGGUGGGCGAGGCGGUGUGACCCCGGGCAGUCCCUCGGCUUCUCUUCUCGCAGCCUCAGUGUUCUUCUACAGCUUGGGGUGUCAGUCCCCACUUCGUGUGGUGGUUAGGAGGAAGACACAGAAAACCACAGAGCAGAUGGCUGAGCUGUGGUGGAUGCUUCUGGGAGCCACACCCCCUCCCUGAAGUCACUGCUGACUGACACCCUGACAAACAGCUCUGCAGGGCGCGGUGCUGUCUCCUCCCCACAUUGUCUCCUUUAGGUGCUGCAACCAUGAAUCCCAUGCAUCCAUAACGGGGUGAUCGCCGUCUUCCAGCGCAAGGGGCUGCCUGACCAGGAGCUUUUCAGCCUCAACGAAGGCGUCCGGCAGCUGCUGAAGACGGAGCUGGGGUCCUUCUUCACAGAGUAUCUGCAGAACCAGCUGCUGACGAAAGGCAUGGUGAUCCUAAGGGACAAGAUCCGCUUCUACGAGGGACAGAAGCUGCUAGACUCGCUGGCAGAGACGUGGGAUUUCUUCUUCAGCGACGUGCUGCCCACACUGCAGGCUAUCUUCUACCCAGUGCAGGGCAAGGAGCCGUCGGUUCGCCAGCUGGCCCUGCUGCACUUCCGGAAUACCAUCACCCUCAGUGUGAAGCUGGAGGACGCGCUGGCCCGCACCCACGCCCGCGUGCCUCCCGCCAUCGUGCAGAUGCUGCUGAUACUACAGGGCGUGCAUGAGUCCCGCGGCGUGACCAAGGACUACCUACGCCUGGAGAUGCUGAUCCAGAAGGUGGUGUCACCCUACCUGGGCACCUACGGCCUCUACUCCAGUGAGGGCCCCUUCACACACUCCUGCAUCCUGGAGAAGCACCUCCUGCGCCGCUCCCGCUCGGGGGACAUCCUGGCCAAGACCCCGGUGGUACGUUCCAAAAGCUACAACACACCGCUGCUGAACCCCGUGGUGGAGCACGAGGCUGAGGGCACAGCGGCCGGGGGCACGGGCAUCCGCAGACACUCCGUCUCCGAGAUGACAUCCUGUCCCGAUCCCCAAGGCUUCAGCGACGUGUCCAGCCAGGGCCCCACGGGGGACUUCAGAGCCUCCCCAGGCCCCCAGUCGGGGCCCUGCCCCAGCAGACUGUACCCCCCCACACAGCCCCUGGAGCCUGGCCCAGGCCUGGCCCACAGCUCUCCGCCCUCCUCCAGUCCCGAGAACCUAGUGGACCAGAUCCUGGAAUCUGUGGACUCGGAUUCCGAAGGCAUCUUCAUUGACUUUGGCCGUCGUGGUGGCUCUGGUGCCUCGGAGUCUGAGGGAGUCGGGGGCCGGCAGAGCAUCAUCUGAGGGCCUCACGUUUGGACUGAGCCCGCGUGUGUGCUGUGCCUAUGUGCUGUGUGCGUGUGAACGAGCGAGCGAGAGGUUUUUACUCUGUCCCGUCCCCGGUCAGCCUGGGCCACUUUGGCAUUGCCCUCUUCGUUGGAAAAACCAUCAAUGCCCCGGUCCAGCACCGCUCCAUUCUGGGGUGUCUGUGCUGGAGGUGUCACCUGCCUCACGAGGCCACCAGGUGCACUGGUCAACCUCCUGUGCGUGAAACGGGCAUCGCCACUCCCUCCACCGCCCCAGCCUGCCCCAACCCUCCCACAUCUGCACCCACAGAGACUGUGAAUGUGGUGGCAUGGCCAGGUCCCCAGAAUGACCCCCAGAGCCACAGGGGUUGGUAGCAGACCUGCCUGCCCCGUCCCCAGUCACCUCAGGCCAUAGUUUGUCCUGCAGGUGACUCCUCUGAACAGCCUGCCUUCCCUCUGCUAGGGGUGGUCCUGGGCACAAAGGAGGUGGAAUAAAACUUGUCUGCCCUGUUCCCGA
Messenger RNA from Rhinolophus ferrumequinum (greater horseshoe bat), 2507 nucleotides. It is a transcript of the gene PRR5, whose product is annotated as proline rich 5. NCBI's taxonomy places the organism in Eukaryota, Metazoa, Chordata, Mammalia, Chiroptera, Rhinolophidae. The transcript has 8 exons. The record is from RefSeq and is a predicted model, not a curated record. The coding region runs from base 1107 to 1988 and encodes 293 amino acids. Gene Ontology annotation, biological process: TORC2 signaling. Gene Ontology annotation, cellular component: TORC2 complex.